This is a messenger RNA of Dermatophagoides farinae (American house dust mite), 3174 nucleotides long. It is a transcript of the gene Rtel1, whose product is annotated as Regulator of telomere elongation helicase 1. NCBI's taxonomy places the organism in Eukaryota, Metazoa, Arthropoda, Arachnida, Sarcoptiformes, Pyroglyphidae. Gene Ontology annotation, molecular function: ATP binding; hydrolase activity, acting on acid anhydrides, in phosphorus-containing anhydrides; DNA polymerase binding. Gene Ontology annotation, biological process: telomeric loop disassembly; negative regulation of t-circle formation; regulation of double-strand break repair via homologous recombination. Gene Ontology annotation, cellular component: nucleus. The record is from RefSeq and is a predicted model, not a curated record.
AUUUAACUCACAUGAACGUGUUUGUAUAUUUUUUAUUUUUCAUUUUUUUUCCAAUGAUUAUAUCCCAAAAUGGAUAAUGAAAUCGAAGGUAUUACUGUGAUAUUUCCAUUUAAACCAUAUGAUAUACAAAUUGAUUAUAUGCGUUCUGUCAUUAAAGCAUUGAAUAGUCGACAAAAUGCAUUACUCGAAAGUCCUACUGGUACUGGUAAAACAUUAUCAUUACUUUGUUCUACACUUGCUUGGCUUGAGAAUCAAAAAUUUAAAGAACUAGAUUCUCAACUAAUUGGAAAUGGUGCGCCUAAAAAUAUUGUAUUUUCCGAUGAUUUGAUCAUAUCUGAUGAUAAUGGAAGCAAAAAAGAAAAGAAUAAAUGGAAAAAAACUUGGAAACAAGAUAAUCCAUUAAGAAUUAUUUAUAGUUCUCGUACACAUUCUCAAUUGAAUCAGGCUUCAAAUGAAUUGAAAAAUUGUUAUUACCAAUUUUGUCCCAGUGUUACAAUUGGAUCACGUGAUCAAUUAUGUAUUAAUCCUGAUGUGAUGAAACUUGAAAAUAUUACGGCUAAAAAUCAAAUCUGUCGUCAUAAGGUCAAGUAUGAUCUUUGUUCAUAUCAUCAUAAUUAUAAACGUAUAGUUUCUGAUCUAAGUUUUUGUGGCUCAAAAAUUUAUGAUAUUGAAGAUUUAAUUGCAUUUGGUAAUGAACAUAAAUCAUGCCCUUACUAUAUGUCUAAAGAAUUGGCCGAUUACAAUACUGCCUUAACAUUUAUGCCUUACAAUUAUAUAUUGGAUCCAUCAAUUCGAAAAACAUUGAAAUUAAAUAUCAAGAAUACGAUUAUCAUUUUUGAUGAAGGCCAUAAUAUUGAACGUGUUUGUGAAGAUAGUAUGUCUACUGAAUUAAAAUCUGAAAUGUUGGCAUUGUUUCUUCGUUCAUUCGAUAUUGUAUUAAAAUCAUUAAAAGAAUUGAAUGAUGGUACAUAUGAAGGCAUUAAUGAUAAAGAAUUAUCCGAUUUAGAUAUACACGAUGUUGCUAAAGUUAAAUUGAUCAUUUCGAAUCUUGAACAAGAAUUGGAUCAUUUGGUAAACAAAGAUAAACAUAAGAAAGAUGCACAUGAUACUCAAGAAAUUUUCAAUAUUUUAAAUGAAGUUAAUUUGACUUAUGAAAAUAUUAAACUAGUCUCUAAUACUUGUGAAAAAAUUAGUGCUGUUGUAAUGAGUUCCACACCGGGAUUCAUGUCCAAUCAAUCGAUUGCUGCAUUGGGUGCAGUUUGUUCAUUUCUUGAAAUUGUUCAACCAUUCACACAGAUUGAAGAAGGAGAAUCAAUGUCGUCGAAAAAACGUGAAUUUGUUAAAAAUUAUAAAUUAUACACUGAAAUCGAUCGUGAAAAUGGUUAUCAAAAAACAUGGUUAACUCAUUCUGUUCCAAAUAACUGGACCGUUUACUUAUGGUGUAUGAGUCCAAGUGUUGCAAUUCAAUCAUUGAAACGAGAAGGAAUAUACAAUUUGAUUAUAACCAGCGGUACAUUGGCACCACUUGAAUCAUUUGAAAUGGAAAUGGGUAUUCCGUUUCAUGUGAAACUACAAAAUUCUCAUGUAAUAUUAAGUGAUCAAUUAUCAAUACAAGUGGUGGCCAAAGAUCCGAAUGGCAAUUUACUUUGUGGUUCAUAUGAUAAACGUAAUGAUAUAAAAUUUACUUCUGGUCUUGGUUUGACCAUUCUGGAAUUUGCCAAAAAAGUUCCAAAAGGCAUUUUCAUUUUUUUCUCAUCAUAUUCAUUGAUCAAUCAAUGUAUUGAUGUAUGGAAAUCAUCGAUGGGAUUUAAUCUGUGGGCAUCGCUUUCUUCAGUGAAAAAAAUUUUCGUCGAACCAAGAAACAAACGAGAAUUCAAUCCAAUGAUAGAACAAUUUAAAUAUGCAUGCGAUGAAACACCAGAAGGUGCUAUUUUUAUGGGCGUUUCACGUGGUAAACUUUCGGAAGGCAUGGAUUUAGGCGAUGAUUAUUGUCGUGCCGUAAUGAUAAUAAGCUUGCCCUAUCCAGCCAAAUAUGAUCCUAAAGUUGUACUUAAAGAACAAUAUCUAAAUGAAAACAAAUGCCGACUUAGUGGCUCCCAAUGGUAUAUGCUACAAAUGAAACGAGCAUUAAAUCAAUCGGUAGGCAGAGUUAUUCGCCAUAAAAAUGACUAUGGUAUGAUCGUUUUAUGUGAUAGCCGUUUUCAAUCAUUAAGAGAAGGAUUCUCACGAUGGAUAAUUCCAUUCUUUAAACGUGAAAAUGCAUCAUUAACUUUUCCACAACGAAUUCAACAGAUUGAUUCUUUUUUCAAAAGAUCAACCAAUGUACAUAGAGAUAUAGAGAACAAAAAUUCCAAACCUUUACGGUUACCACCACUACCUCAAAGUGAAUCUAAAAUUGAACAAUCAAAUCAUCAAGAUGAUAAUGAAAUUCAAGCUAUUUUCAACAAUUUGGCUUCAGAUUAUACAAAAAUUAAAGAUAAAUUUCCUGCCAAACCAAAAAUAGAACAACAAAACGAUAAAUUAAGUAUAUUUGAUUCAUUUGGAGAGAAACAAAUCAUACCAAAACGCAAACAAUAUUUAACUGGUGAAUAUUAUAACAAGAAAAUCCGGCCAGUUUCCGAAGAAAAUGCCCCAAACGAAAACAAAACCGACGAUGAUUCAUCAUCAAAACAAAAAAGAUCCAUUUCUGAUCGUACUUCUGCAUAUUUUGAAAAGCUUCCAAUUGAAACCCCGAUGGAAUCGAACAAAGAAUCAAUUAAAUCGAUAAAAUUACCAAAUAUUUUUGAUUUAAAUUGUGCUGACAUAAUCGACAUAAAGAAAACAAUUUUAAAAAGUGAACAAAAUAUUCAAGCUUUUGAAUCGAUUAUAAAACAAAUAAUCAAUCAACCAAGUAAAUGUCGACAAUUGUGUGAAACAUUAAAAGUAUAUGGAAAGAAACAGAAUACAGUUUAUUUAGCAAUGCGAUUGAAUUUCAUUCUUGCAGAUAUUCGUAAUGAGAAACGAAAUUUCAUUUUAAAAGAUUUUUCCAUCAUAAUUCCGGAAAAGGAAAGAAAACUUUUUCUUCAAACAUGCAAUGUGAAAGCAAUUUAGCAAUGUUGAAUGUUUUGCAAUCAAUUUAUUUUAUCUUUUAAAACUUGAUAAAACAAUAAUAAACGAAUUUGAGUCAACAACAAA